AUGGUUUCAAAGUUUAUACUAUUCGCCACCUUAUUGGUGGCCACGCAAGCCAGCCACUUGGCUUACCAAAGAGUCUCAUCACCAAUCGCUUACAAGACUUUCUCAGUCCCAACGGUCCAUCGUUACGUGCAACAAUCAGCUCCAAUCGUCACCAAAGUGUUUGAACAAGGCCCCGCACCAGUCUACACCAAAGUUCACCAUCAACCCAUCGUAGUCCCAGUCACCAAGACCCACGUAUCACCUGCUCCAGCGGAAUACGACUACGGCUACUCUUUGAGCGACCCCUACACAGCCAAUCACCAAAACAAAAUCGAAUCUCGUCGUGGUGAUGUUGUGACCGGUAGCUACUCUCUUUUGGAAGCCGAUGGCAGCAAAAGAAUUGUAGAUUAUAUCGCAACACCUACAGAUGGUUUCAAGGCUACAGUUCGUAAAGAAGCACCGGUUGUAUUGGUGCCAGUUCAAAAGAAAAUUGUAUAUGCUGCCCCACUUGCUUACUACAAAAAAACAGCUUUGCAAUAA
Molecule: messenger RNA, 519 nt
Organism: Brassicogethes aeneus
Lineage: Eukaryota; Metazoa; Arthropoda; Insecta; Coleoptera; Nitidulidae
Source: the annotation of a GenBank genome assembly